AUGGAGGCCGUCCCUCUGGUCAGAUCCAGCCUCUUGGGGAUUCUGCUGCUGGUGGUGAAGCUCUCAGUGCUGCUGGUCCAGAACCGGGUCCACCUCUACAAUCUGCUGCUCCUCAAGAUUCUCCUCUUCAACCACUGGCUGUCGGGGCUGGCUCAGGAGGCUUGUGGGUCCCGCGGCCGCCAGGCCCAUCCAGCCCCCGGGCUUGCCGCCAGCCCCCUGGGCCGGGCGCUGCGGGCGGGACGGGGACUGCUAGGCGUCCCCGUGUGGCUGGGGCUGCGGGCGCCCCGGCUGGUGUGGGUGGGCGUGCGGCGCUGGGCCCCGGCCUUGGGCCUGUCUGCGGCCACCGGCACGGAGCUGCUUCUGUCCUGCCUGCACAGCCUGAUGCUGGCGGGCUUGCUGCUGUUGCUGCUGACCUGGAGGCUGUGCCGGAGGGCCCGUCGCUGCAGCCUGGCUGGGCUGCUCAGCAAGGCGCUGCUGGACAACCGUGUGGUGCCGGAGCUCCGGGCCCUGCUGAGGCGUCUGUACUGGUGGGUGGAGACCACAACAGCGCUCACCUGGCACCUGGCCUAUCUCAUCACCUGGACCACUUGCCUUGCCUCCCACCUGCUGCAAGCCGCCUUUGAGCACACAGCCCAGCUGGCCCAGGCCCAGGAAGUUGAGCCCCUGCAGGGCUCAGGACCCUCGUCCACGUCCCCGCUCCCCAAGCCCCCGGGCCCCAAGGCUGGGCCAGCCCUGCCGGAGCACGGGACCCCUGCAGAAUAAGUGUGUCCCCAUUUGCCUUUCUGGAUCUGGUGUGGCCUGGGG
Leptonychotes weddellii (Weddell seal) is the source of this 804-nucleotide messenger RNA. It is a transcript of the gene TMEM270, whose product is annotated as transmembrane protein 270. The record is from RefSeq and is a predicted model, not a curated record. Lineage: Eukaryota; Metazoa; Chordata; Mammalia; Carnivora; Phocidae.